AUGGCAGGCCUUCACUCCCGCCUCACCACUUUUCUCCUUCUCCUCCUCUCUGCCCUCCCUUUCAUCGCCGCCGCCGCCCCCUCCUCCGGCUGCGGCAAAGGUCCCACCCUCUACAACGGCCAAACCGUCACCACCAACAUCAACGGCAAAUCGCGUCGCUACACCGUCCGGCUUCCGGACAACUACAACCAAAACAACCCCUACCGCCUCAUCUUCCUCUGGCACCCACUCGGCAGCUCCAUGCAAAAGAUCAUUCAGGGCGAAGACCCCAACCGCGGCGGUGUCCUGCCUUACUACGGCCUGCCGCCCCUCGACACGAGCAAGAGUGCCAUAUACGUGGUUCCGGACGGGUUGAAUGCUGGCUGGGCGAACCAAAAUGGGGAGGACGUCUCCUUCUUUGACAACAUUCUGCAAACCGUGAGCGAUGGGCUGUGCAUCGACACCAACCUCGUCUUCAGCACGGGCUUCUCCUACGGCGGCGGCAUGAGUUUCAGCCUGGCGUGCUCGCGGGCGAACAAAGUCCGUGCCGUCGCUGUCAUUUCUGGUGCGCAGCUUUCUGGCUGCGCGGGCGGGAAUGAUCCGGUGGCGUACUACGCGCAACACGGAACGUCCGACAGCGUGCUGAAUGUGGCGAUGGGAAGACAGUUGAGAGAUCGGUUUGUGAGGAACAAUGGGUGCCAGCCGGCAAACGGGGAAGUACAGCCUGGUAGUGGAGGAAGGUCCACGAGGGUCGAGUAUCAGGGAUGUCAACAGGGUAAGGACGUGGUGUGGGUUGUGCAUGGCGGAGAUCAUAAUCCGAGCCAGAGAGAUCCGGGACAGAACGACCCGUUUGCGCCGAGGAACACUUGGGAGUUCUUUAGCAGGUUCAACUAG
Molecule: messenger RNA, 873 nt
Organism: Neurospora tetrasperma FGSC 2508
Lineage: Eukaryota; Fungi; Ascomycota; Sordariomycetes; Sordariales; Sordariaceae
Exons: 1
Coding region: 1-873 (290 amino acids)
Molecular function (GO): feruloyl esterase activity
Source: RefSeq, a predicted model, not a curated record